AUGUGGAAUCGAAAUGUAAUCAGGAAAUUAAUACGAUAUGGUAGUGGUGGUGGAGUGUUAACAACUGCUGCUGCUGCUGCUGCUGCAUUAGCAGGAUUUGCUGGUUAUGAUGAAAAUACUGGUAUAAUCAAAUCAUUGAAACAUUCAAAUAUGAGCAAGUGGCAAGUGGAAGGACCUUUAAAGCAUCCUACUGAUGGAGCACUAAUUGCUAAACGGAUUGUGAGUGAUUAUGAUCAUACUGAUUUGAAGUUAAGACUUUAUCAAUAUGAAGCAUGUCCAUUUUGUUGCAAAGUUCGUGCUUUCUUGAAUUAUUAUGGUUUUUCGUAUGAUGUGGUUGAAGUUAGUCCAUUAACUCGAAAAGAAAUCAAAAAGUUGGAUGGUGUUAGCAAGCUACCAACUGUAAUUGCUCAAAUGGAUCGAAAAUUGAGUGAUUCUUCGCUGAUAAUAUCAAUUUUGACAAGUUAUAUGACACGAAGUGAUCGAAGUUUGGAUGAUGUAAUUGAAUUUUAUCCAGAACAAACGAAUGUUAUAAAGGAAACGGGAAAAGAGAUAGUCACACGUCCCAAUAUGUAUAAAAUUAUGACAUCUUUGAAUAGCAUGUCAAAAAUGGAACAGGAAAAUGCGAGGAAAGAAGAGGAAUGGCGUAAAUGGGUUGAUGAUCAUUUCAUUCCUUUGAUAGUACCGAAUGUGUAUCGUUCAUGGAAUGAAUGUAUUGAAACAUUUCGUUGGUUUGGUGAAGCAGGACAGUGGGAUAAAGUGGUACCUGCAUGGGAACGUUAUGCUACCAUUUAUCUUGGUUCAGUAGCCAUGUAUUUUUUGUCGAAAAAACUUCGCAAAAAAUAUGAUGAUGCUGAUGUUCGUCAACUUUUAAUAGAUGCUUGCAAUCAGUGGAUGAAUGCUGUGGGAAAUUCAUCGUUUCUUGGUGGUCAACAGCCUACUUUGGCUGAUUUGGCACUCUAUGGAGCAAUGAAUUCAUUUCUGGGUAGUGCAACAUUUAAUGAACUUUGUGAUAAAACUCAAAUUAAAGCAUGGUUUGAACGAAUGCGUGAAGCAGUUGAUUCGAGAGCAGGAGCAACUUUACUUCAGCAAAGUUGUCACAAGAGACUACAAUCAUAA
This is a messenger RNA of Brugia malayi, 1116 nucleotides long. RefSeq lists its product with no specific name. The record is from RefSeq and is a predicted model, not a curated record. Gene Ontology annotation, cellular component: mitochondrion. Gene Ontology annotation, molecular function: prostaglandin-E synthase activity. Lineage: Eukaryota; Metazoa; Nematoda; Chromadorea; Rhabditida; Onchocercidae. The transcript has 6 exons. Bases 1 to 1116 code for a protein of 371 amino acids.